CUCCCGGAAGAAGGGAGGGUGAGAGGAGCAGGAACAUGGCGCCCCCCGGCCCGUCCCCCGGCGGCUCCGGAGAGGUGGACGAGCUGUUUGACGUGAAGAACGCCUUCUACAUCGGCAGCUACCAGCAGUGCAUCAACGAGGCGCAGCGGGUGAAGCUGUCGAGCCCCGAGCGAGAGGUGGAGAGAGAUGUCUUCCUGUAUAGGGCGUACCUGGCCCAGCGCAAGUUUGGCGUGGUCCUGGAUGAGAUCAAGGCUUCAUCGGCCCCCGAGCUGCAGGCCGUGCGCGUGCUGGCCGAAUACCUUGCCAGUGAAAGCCGGCGCGAUGCCAUCGUGGCUGAGCUGGACCGAGAGAUGGCCAAGAGCGUGGACGUGGCCAACACCACCUUCCUCCUCAUGGCCGCCUCGGUCUACCUGCACGACCAGAACCCGGACGCGGCCCUGCGCGCCCUGCACCAGGGCGACAGCCUCGAGUGCAUGGCCAUGACGGUGCAGAUCUUGCUGAAGCUAGACCGCCUGGACCUUGCCCGGAAGGAGCUGAAGAAAAUGCAGGACCAGGAUGAAGAUGCCACGCUCACGCAGCUGGCCACCGCCUGGGUCAACUUGGCUGUGGGCGGGGAGAAGCUGCAGGACGCAUACUACAUAUUCCAGGAGCUGGCCGACAAGUGCUCCGCCACCCUGCUGCUGCUCAACGGCCAGGCGGCCUGCCACAUGGCCCAGGGGCGCUGGGAGGCCGCCGAGGGCGUGCUGCAGGAGGCGCUCGACAAGGACAGCGGCCACCCGGAGACGCUGAUUAACCUGAUUGUCCUGUCGCAGCACCUGGGCAAGCCGCCAGAGGUGACAAACCGCUACCUGUCACAACUGAAGGAUGCGCACAGGACCCACCCCUUCAUCAAGGAGUACCAGGCCAAGGAACAUGACUUUGACCGACUGGUGCUGCAGUACGCGCCCAGCGCCUGAGGCCUGGAGCCCCAGCGGCCUUCACCCCACUCCCC
Ochotona princeps (American pika) is the source of this 991-nucleotide messenger RNA. It is a transcript of the gene COPE, whose product is annotated as COPI coat complex subunit epsilon. NCBI's taxonomy places the organism in Eukaryota, Metazoa, Chordata, Mammalia, Lagomorpha, Ochotonidae. The transcript has 10 exons. Gene Ontology annotation, cellular component: COPI vesicle coat. The record is from RefSeq and is a predicted model, not a curated record. Gene Ontology annotation, biological process: intra-Golgi vesicle-mediated transport; endoplasmic reticulum to Golgi vesicle-mediated transport; retrograde vesicle-mediated transport, Golgi to endoplasmic reticulum. Gene Ontology annotation, molecular function: structural molecule activity; protein binding. The coding region runs from base 36 to 956 and encodes 306 amino acids.